AUGAUUGGCAGUUACCGGUCCGGAAACGUCCCCUCGUCUUCCAGCGGCAUGUCCACCCCCUUAUCGGGCAUGCAGACCCCCUCUGGCAUGCAGACGCCCUCUGCAGGCGGCUACCGAUCCGCAAUCACGGACUUCGCGGCCGCGAAGGGGCAUAUGGAAGCGUCAGGUUUGAAAUCGUCAAAGUUGAAAUGAUUUGCAAUGCAUAAAAUGCAAGGCAUGAAGUGCCUGUCUAGCCGGGAUGGCAAGAGAGGCAGACUGUGAGCCUAUUUAGGGUUCGGGAUAGAGCUGCUAAAGGAGCAUGACAAAAGCAGUCUUCUGUGCACAAACAGCAUGACAAAUUGGAUUCCGGUGCUCCGAAAAUUUGUCUUGCGCCACUUGAAAACUGGGUUCCAACUGGCAUCCAUUUUAUGCAUGACAAAUUAUUUCAACUUUGUCGAUUUCAACUCUGACACAUCCAUAGGGCAGGGACUCUUUCUGAAACUGGCCGACAUGGAGGGCAAAGUGAGUAACGUCGCCCGCACCGACGUUGGAGGUUUCCUAACCGAUUUGCAGGCCCGGAACCCGGGUCAGGGAAUCGAUAUCAGCGACUUGAAGAAGGUAUCAUAUUUCUACAGAUUUUUUUUUUUUUCGUGAGCUUCAAGUGCAAUAAUUAGCGUCCUUCGUCCGACGAAGUUGCUGCUCGUCAUGGUCAUCAACUGCAGUUUUUUUCAUGAUGAUCACGACGCAUUACAUACUGCUCUUCCUUUGUUUAUUCACACGCUCGAGCUUCAGCUGCACUAAAAAAAACCCAAACCUGCUUUUCCAGACCCGACUUCUGAUGUCUAGCGUAACGCAGAGCAAUCCUAAGCACGCCCCCGGAUGGAUUGCCGCCGCACGAGUAGAGGAAAUCGCAGGUCGCGACGCUGUCGCCCGCGAGAUGAUUGUCCAGGGAGUAAAGAACUGUCCGGAAAACGAAGAAAUAUGGAUUGAGGCCGUCCGUUUAGAACGGAAAGGCAGUCUGGAAGGCGCAAAAAGCGUGAUUGCGCAAGGUACUUACACGAUGAAACUUCGGCGUUUUAUUUUCUGCGGAAACUAAAUGUACAUAUGAAGGAAAAUAAAAAUCAAAUAGUGACCUAGUGGUAGUGUCAGUAGGCUGGUUGUAGCUUUUCUUGUCAAGAAGAGUCGUUCAUCUGCUCGAGAUGAUUAUGAUUUUAAUACUUUUCCGGAUUUUAUUUUGUGCAGAACCUCCUCGCAUUAUUCUCUUUUCCCCACAACGACAGGCGUAAAGCAGAACCGCUACAGCGUCCGCCUCUGGUUGGAGGCCGCGAACUUGGAAACCGAGCGGCCCCGAAAAUCCAAGGUGCUCCGAAAGGCUUUGGAGUUCAUUCCGAACUCAGAGACCUUGUGGAAGGAAGCCAUCGGCUUGGAAGACAAGGAGAACGCGAAAACCCUGCUGAUCCGCGCCGUCCAGUGCCUGCCCACCAGUGUGGACAUGUGGCUCGCGCUGGCGAAGUUGUGUCCCUUCGACGAGGCGCAGGGCGUGCUGAACCAAGCAAGGAAAAAUUGCCCGCACUCCUUCCUAAUCUGGGUAAACGCGGCGAAACUGCACGAGCAGGGGGCGCCGAACACGGACACGCAGGAGGUGGAGACGCUGUUUGGCCGCGGCGUGCAGGCGCUGCAAAAGGUGGGCGUCCACAUGGAUCGCGACACCUGGCUCUCGCACGCCGCCGAGGCCGAGGCGAGCAAGUACCCGAAAACCUGCACGGCCAUCGUGAACAAAACCAUCAAGCUCAAACUCGAGUCCCAGCUGGACCAAUCGUCCAGCGCCUACGACCCAAAAACGGUGAAACGCAUCUGGAUCCAGGACGCGCAGACGCUGGAAUCCAAGGGCAGCAUCGGGACCGCGCGCGCCGUGCUGGAGGCCGCCGUGCGGGAGCUUCCGACGAAAAAGGGGCUGUGGCGCCGGUACGGCGAGCUGGAAAUCAAGUACGGCACAAGAGAAUCGCUGGACAAGGUGCUGGCACGAGCCUGCGAAAACUGCCCGGGCGCGGAGGUGCUGUGGCUCAUGCGAGCGAAGCAAAAGUGGCUCAGCGGGGACCUGCCCGGGGCCAGAAGGGUACGACGUUUGUUUUGAAGAGAGGACGAAGACAUUGACAUCUACCUACUUUGUGCAGCUUUUGUAUGAUUUUUUCUUGUUCCAUACAGCUACAAAUGUUGCAUAAUCCGACAUGCAAGUAGAGUUUGAUGGCCGCCAGCCACUGUAGUCGUUCGCAGCACUUCCACUUAAUAGUACAGAAUACUUGUUGAUGAAUGACAAUGAAGAUCAUCAUGCGGUUCCACACGACAUUACAGGUCCUCCAAGACGCCGACAAGUUUCUUCCGGGUAGCGAGUCCAUUUCUCUUGCGGCGGCCAAGCUGGAGUCUGAGUCGCAGGAAGUGCAGCGGGCGCGCAUGAUUCUUGAGCGCGCACGACACACGGUGGAGUCGUCUGCGAAGGUGUGGCAGCAGAGCAUCCAGCUCGAGCGCGAGGACCAGAAGUUCACGCAAGCGAAGGCCCUGUGCGAGAAGGCGCUGAAGCGACACCCCAAGACCGCAAAGCUCUACAUGAUCGCUGGCCAGCUGAUUCUGGAAGACCCGCACACCAGCGUCGCCGGCGCUGCAGACGCGACCCGAAUGUUCGAGCGCGGGCUGCAGGAGUGCCCCAAAUCCGUCGACCUGUGGGUGUGUUGCGUCGACGCGGAGGUACGCCAGCAGCGGUAUCCGAAGGCGCGAGCGUUGCUCGAGAAGGCCCGACUGAGAAAUCCAAAGUCAGAACUGCUGUGGUACUGGGGCGUGUUGGUGGAAGAGCUCGAUCGAAACGACAAAAUGGCACAGCACAUGAUAAACAAAGGUAUGCGUAGUUUGUCCUCGAGUUGCUUCUAUAACCUUGCUCCGUUGAAGUGCAGCAGAAGCAGUAUGGGGAUGGGCAUCUUUAACCCUCGUUGCGCCGUGCUAAAGAAUUGCGAGUUAGAUAUCGUUUGUUGUUUCGACUCUUCGGAGCAGCGCGCUAUGACAUGAUUGAUCACCCAUGAACAUGAUUGUUCCGCCACUUUACCAAAUCCAACUACAGGCCUUCAAGAGUGUCCAGCCAGUGGGAUAUUAUGGGCGAAAGCCAUUGCCAUGGAGCCGAAGAAUGGGCAGAACGCAAAGAGUGUCGAUGCGCUGAAGCAUUGCGAAAACGACACCUAUGUCCAGAUGGCCGUCGCCGAGCUUUUCUGGGAGGACCGAAAAAUCCCGAAAGCACGGAAAUGGCUGCAGCGCGCGACGACUUUGUCUCCCAAGGUCGGCGACGCCUGGGGCAUGGCCCUGGCCUUCGAGCUCGCCAACGGGUCCCUGCACGAGCAACGCGAAAUAAUCACAAAGUGCGCGGACGCCGAUCCAAAUAGAGGGUAUAGUCAUGUUGUGAUUUCUUGUAGUAGCCUUGAUGUUGCAGUUGCUUGGUUGAUAGCAGUCUUUGCUUUUUACUUUUCGCGUGCGACGACCUGCGCUUCCUAUGCAGCUGUUGAGAGGUUUUGUCACAAAUUAUGACCCAGCAACUCGCUGACAACUCACUCACAGCAAGUCAAUAAAGGAGCAGUAGAAGUAGUAGCUCCCUACCGCUAGUGAAUUGUCGAUGGCAACAAGGUUCAGGCUCACUACAAACAAAAACCCUACAGGUUGCACUGGCCCGGCAUCGCGAAGAAAGUUUCGCAUUGGCGGAUGAAGACGCCACAGAAGCUGAAGGAGUACGUGAAGACAAUAUGGAGCAAGCACUGGAAGCCGGAGGCUUUAGAGCCUGAGAUCAAGCUCCUCUUGGACGGCGAGACGAAGGACAAAGCGCGGGAGGCCACGAAAAAGAAGGUGGAACAGCGAAAGCAGGAAGAACGGGAGAAGGAGGAGGCACGGCACACCUUCAAGAAACCCUUUUUACCUACCGAGAAAUUCGAGGGCAAGCGACCGGGCUACGUGUUCAAGCUGGGGAUCUACGGGCAGGGGUACUACGAAGACAUCGGCUUGUAUGGAAGUGUCAGAAUCGAAAUUGACAAAAUCGAAAAAUUUGUGAUGCACAAAAUCGAUGUCAGUUGUAGCCUCAGUUUCUAAGUGGCGCAUGACAAAUUUUGGGAGCACCCAAAUCCAGUCUGUCAUGCUGUUUGGGCAAAGAAGAGUCGUCCUGUCGUGCUACUCUGGCAGCGCAUUGUAUAUCCCUAAACAGGCUUGCAAUCGGUCUCAUUUGCCUGCUCCCCAAUACAGGCCUUCAGUGCCCUACGUUUUAUGCAUCACACAUUUUUUGAUUUUGUUGAUUUCGAUCCUGACACAUCCAUAGCUUGGAUUUCAGUGUGUCUGCGGCUGCGAUCCAGAUCAAGAAGGAACAGGACGCCAUCGUGGCGCAACAGCAGGUCAAGAAGGAGCAGGACGCUGGAGGAGCUCCUAACGGGACGAGCAAGGCGGGCCUCACGAACGGACACCAUAAAAGAUGAAAAGAGUGCGCACCUCGCUCACUGCAGCGACUUCUACCCCACCUUCAAGCGACGUGUCUGCGUCUGGAUCUUCCCUUCCGGUUCUUCAAUGGGUACGAGUCUAGUUGGAGGUGAAAUUAGUACUCAGAUACGAUUCGUCUUCGCACAGCCCGUCAUCGGGAACCCUACGUGCGCCGCUAUGCCUCUGUCUUCUAUUUGCAGUUACCGAGUGCUACCAAGUAGACAGGCAUAUGAGAAGAUGAGUUAGCGGCGCGACUAUCCGUUUCGGAGCGGAAUCUCGUCGAGCUGAUGCUCAGCCACCACGGGGGAAAGGAACACAACUAUCCGUGAUACAACUUCUGCCAGGUGGACUGAACGGGCAACUGGAGCAGUCCCCGCGUCGUCAAAUUUCAGCACCGCGACGUAUCAGCACUCCUCCUGACCCUCAGCGACCCCAACAAAGACUUUUUAGGCUACUUCGGUUUGCCUGUCCGUUUUCGACACGGCCCC
This is a messenger RNA of Amoebophrya sp. A120, 4964 nucleotides long. The record is from the annotation of a GenBank genome assembly. Lineage: Eukaryota; Dinophyceae; Syndiniales; Amoebophryaceae.